Messenger RNA from Fraxinus pennsylvanica, 1224 nucleotides. The record is from the annotation of a GenBank genome assembly. Lineage: Eukaryota; Viridiplantae; Streptophyta; Magnoliopsida; Lamiales; Oleaceae.
AUGGAUCAAAUUGAGGUUCCACCAUAUUUUCUUUGCCCGAUCACUCUUGAGAUCAUGAAAGACCCUGUGACGGUCUCAACAGGCAUAACAUAUGAUCGAGAAAGUAUAGAGCAAUGGUUGUUUUCUCGGAAUAAUAGUACCUGCCCAGUUACGAAACAAGUUAUUUCGGAUUCAGAAUUGGCUCCAAACAUCACUGUUCGACGACUUAUUCAAUCGUGGUGUGUCCUCCACGCGUCACAUGGCAUCGAAAGAUACCCUACUCCGAAGGCUCCCAUCAGCAAACCACAACUCCUGAAAAUUUUCAAAGAUGCUAAGUCUUCGCAGAUGCAAAUGAAAUGUCUCCAGAGAUUGAAAUCCAUAGCUUUUGAAAAUGAAACAAAUAAAAGAUGCAUGGAGAAAGCAGGAACUGCAGAAUUCUUAGCUUCAUUGAUUGUUAAGAAAAUCAUGGAAGAAUCUUCAAUUGAAGAAUCAGAAGAUUUAUCUGAAUCGACUAGAAUUACUGAUGAAGCUUUAAGCAUUCUUGUUCAUCUCCAAUUAUCCGAAUCCGGUCUAAAGUCCCUUUUAAGGAACAACGGCGAUCAAUUCAUCGAGUCCUUAACGCAUAUCAUUCAGAGUGGGAGCUAUAAAUCUCGAGCUUAUGCUGUUAUGCUACUGAAAUCCAUGUUUGAAGUAGUUGAAGAUCCAAUACUGUUGACCGUCCUAAAACCCGAAUUCUUCAUUGAAUUAGUCCAAACCUUGAAAGAUCAGAUUUCUAGAAAGGCCUCAAAAUCCUCUCUGAAAAUUCUUACCAUUGUCUGUCCAUGGGGAAGAAACAAGAUCAAAGCGGUGGAAGCAGGAGCAGUGUCUUCAUUAAUCGACCUUUUACUCGACACUUCAGACAGAAGGGCUUGUGAAAUGAUGCUAACGGUGUUGGAUUUUCUAUGCCAAUGUGCAGAAGGAAGAGCAGAAUUAUUAAAGCACAGGGCAGGAUUGGCCAUUGUGUCAAAGAAAAUACUUAGGGUUUCACAAGUUGCAAGUGAAAGGGGAGUUAGAAUUCUACAUUCGAUUUCGAAAUUCUCUGCAACUCAUGCAGUUCUUCAAGAAAUGUUGCAGAUUGGUGCCGUGACAAAGCUGUGCCUUGUGCUUCAAGUUAAUUGUGGAACAAAAACAAUACAGAGAGCUGGAGACAUACUUAAAUUGCACGCAAGAUCAUGGAAGAGCUCUCCAUGUGUGCCCAUGUGUUAG